UUUGCUAUUUAUAAACACCAAUUGGAAGAAGAAAGCUCCAUUGUCUUUAAUCAAACAAAACCCAUCUCCACUUUUCAGAUUCCCCAAACAUUAGAAAACGCACACAAGACUUGGAUAAAAACUUCAUCUUUCGUCCAAAUCGGUGAUCAUCAUCGUCUCUCAUACUUGACUCCAGACGAAAUCCCUUUGUUUGACAAAGAUUUGAUCGAGACUACGAGAAGACAAAACCCGUUGAAGCAAUCCAGGAAUCGAAAAGAUGGGUCUAUCAAGCCUUCCUGGUCCAUCAGAAGGAAUGCUAUGCGUGAUAUUAGUCAACACAGCAUUAUCAAUCUCCAUCUUCAAAGGCAUUGUCAGAUCAGUCCUUCACGUAUUAGGAAUCCGUCUCUCUCAGUCUUCGUCUUCCCCUUCUUCAGUAACUGCAUCUUCAGAGAUCCCAGCUUCAGAGCCAUUUGAUUUCCGUGUCUCCCACCCGGAGAGUUUCCUCGAGGAGUUUAGGAACAAGACUCCAACUCUGAGGUACGAGAGCUUGUGCAGGUGCAAGAAACACGAGGACAACGAGUGCUCGGUUUGCUUGUCGAAAUUUGAAGAGGAUUCAGAGAUUAACAAGCUGAAAUGUGGACACUUGUUUCACAAAACGUGCUUGGAGAAAUGGAUAGACUAUUGGAACAUCACUUGCCCACUGUGUAGGACUCCUCUUGUUGUUGUGGCAGCAGCAGAAGACCAGAAGCAGCUUUCUUCUAAUGUUUGGUGACUUACUUUUCUUUUCGUUGUUUGUGUACAGCUUACUACUUUUUUACUAUGAAUUUAGGCUGCGUCGCGGUUAAUUUCUUCAACAGAUUUAAACCGGGGAUGGGAUAAUCUGAUGUACAUAUCCUGUGAGUUAUAUAUAUACCAAUGUGUAAUGGAGCUCUUGUUUGAACAUAUUGUUGAUGAAUCUAUGUAUGUGUGUGUGUGUGUGUUGACAAGGAGUCAAGGAUUAAGAGCUCAGGUUUACAAAAAGUUAU
Molecule: messenger RNA, 1004 nt
Organism: Eutrema salsugineum
Lineage: Eukaryota; Viridiplantae; Streptophyta; Magnoliopsida; Brassicales; Brassicaceae
Product: probable E3 ubiquitin-protein ligase XERICO
Exons: 2
Coding region: 257-751 (164 amino acids)
Source: RefSeq, a predicted model, not a curated record